AUGGCUUCCAACCUUUCUACACGAGCGGUCAGGUCCGCCUGCCUUGCAUCCAAGGCUGCUCCUCGUCCCCUGAUCACUCUCAUCCCCCGUCGCUCCGUAGCCACCUCCGACGCCCCGGAGCCUUUGGCCCAAGCAGACCAACCACGAUGGUCGUACACUCCCCCGAAGACGAAGGCGCCCUUCAGCAUGCGCAUGCACUCAAAGCGCCCUAAUUUCCACAACAACUCCGACCCGGAUGUCCUUGACCAGUUCUAUAUCCGCAUGUUGGGCAAUGGCGGCGAAAAGCUUCUCUCGGAGGAGGUCAAGUGGUUGGCUGUGACGCACAAGAGUUUCGAUCAAGGACGCCGUGGAUUCAACGAUCGAUUGGCUUUCUUAGGAAAACGCAUCGUGCAACUGCAGACUUCGCUCGCUCUCGCGCAGAGCGCUGGAGCCGCAAACAACGCACCAAAGACAGACCAGUUUGGCCGCGAACCAUUUACUCACCCUUCUCUGGAAGGCCUGGGCAACCUCUCCACCAGCACCAAGAGCUUCCUGACCGACCGCACGAAGAUGGCCGAACUGGCGCGCAAGUACGACAUGCAGAAAGUGAUCCGAUGGGAACCCCGGAAGCCCGACAACCUCAUCGCAUCUGGACUUGAGCUGGUCUUGGCCCACACCAUGUACGCGGUCAUUGGAGCGGUCUCGUUGGAGAAGGGAGGACUUGUUGCCAACAAGCUGGCACAGGAGCGGAUACUCGAGCCUUUGGGUAUCAAGUCGGUCUCAUAA
Molecule: messenger RNA, 765 nt
Organism: Penicillium longicatenatum
Lineage: Eukaryota; Fungi; Ascomycota; Eurotiomycetes; Eurotiales; Aspergillaceae
Product: mitochondrial 54S ribosomal protein mL57
Exons: 3
Coding region: 1-765 (254 amino acids)
Biological process (GO): RNA processing; mitochondrial translation
Cellular component (GO): mitochondrial large ribosomal subunit
Molecular function (GO): structural constituent of ribosome; ribonuclease III activity
Source: RefSeq, a predicted model, not a curated record